AUGGCCUCCUCCGUGUUGGAGUUCCGCGCCAUGGAUCUCCGCGGUUUGGCAGGCGCGCCAGAACUGGAGGAGACGCUGGAUGUGGAUGUCGCAGCCCUGCCGCAAAAGGCCACAAAAGUGCCCCAGGAUCCCGGCGAGACGCCCAUCUUCCGGCUUCUUCGCCUCGGCCUGCUUCAAAAGGCUGAGGUGGCACUGCGGAAGCUGGGCCAGAUGCCCACUGGCCUGGCCGUGAAUGCCCGCGAGGAGAAGUUCGAGUGGGGGCUGCUGCACUUUGCCGCCCACAAGGGCGAGGUGGGGCUUCUGGACUGGCUCUUGCGCCAGAAAGCCAGGCCAGAUAUGGCGGAUGGCGAGGGCAACACUCCGCUGGUGCUGUGCGCCAAGUCCAACCACGUCCAGGCGAUGGAGAUGCUCAUGGCGCGCGGAGCCAGCAUCGCGCAGAGGACAAAGGAGCAGGGCUUCACUCCCUUGCUGUGGGCUGCCUCUGGGGGCCACCAACGCGCCGUCAAGUCUCUGAUUGAGGCAGAUGCUGAUACGGAAUGCCGCGACUUCGAAGACCGCACCGCCCUGAUGUGGGCGGCCCGUCUGGGCCACCUGCCCGUGGUCCGGCUUCUGCUGCGGUGCGGCCCGGACUUGACGCAGAGGGACAAAGAAGGCCUCACGUCGCUGGACCACUGCCGGGAGCACCUGGAGCUGCGCUCCGCGGUGGUCUUGGCGCAGGAGCAGUGCGCGCGUCUUAUGGACGGAGCCCAGCGCGAGGAUAUCCAGCUGGUGUCUCACCUCCUCGAGCAUGAUGCUAUCCCUCGCUACAAGGACGCGGCCGGUUGGACGCCCCUCACUUGGGCGGUGCUCCACGGCUCCGCGGAGAUGGCGCGGCUGUUGGUGCGUCACGGAGCUUGCCCCGAGCUGCUAGGCGAGGACUCCGAGCUGGGGGCGCAGUUGGCCAAGAAGGGCCGGCGAGUGGGCGUGCGGCUGGCGGCCAUUCUGGGCGCCAACACCCGGCUCCUGCAGGCGGCGCAGGACUCCGACCUGGCAAAGGCCGAGGAGGCUCUGCAACAGGGCGCCUGUCCCGAUGCCAAGCAGGGCAAGGAUGGCGGAGGUGGAGGUCAAGCGCCGCGCGAAGGUAACAUCACAGCCGCAGAUCGCGAGGACGAGGUCAUCGGAGGCUCAGAAGAGGCCGCGCGCUGCGGCGAGGAGCCGAUGGGUGAAGGCUUUGGGCGGAACAUGACUGCCACGAUGUGGUCGGCACGCCACGGCAACCCCGACCUCGUUCGAUUGCUAGGGACCCAAAAGGCCGACAUGAACCUCCGUGACUCCCGUGGCUGGACGGCGGUGCUUUGGGGCUCCCUGAAGGGUGACGCGGAAACCAUCUCUGUGCUGCACCACUUCAAGGCAGACCUGCUACAGCGGAGCUGGGAGGGUGACUCGGCGGUGCACCUCAUGGUGCGCUGCGACCACGGGGCUGCCCUGCAGCCAGCGGCGCGCCCCGAUGUGCCGCAAACUCGCAAGUCCGCCGAGGUGCUGCAGCUUGGGAGGAAUGCGGCACACUACGCCACCGCCAUCCGGGACUGUGCCAAGGGCAGCAGCUGGCAAGCUGCACUGUCUCUCUUCGAGGAGAUGCAGCAGCAACAAGUAGAGAGGGACACUGUGGUCGUCAACGCGGCCCUCACAGCGUGCCGUGGCAGCGGCCGCUGGCAGCUUGCGCUCUCCUUGCUGGCCUCUACUAGAAUUAGGACCAUCGUCACCUACAAUGCGACCAUCAGCGCGAUGGGUGCCAGCCUGCAAUGGCAGCUGGCUUUGGUGCUCCUUGCAGAGGUGCCACGGCGAGCUUUGCGCGCCAGCAGCGUGACAUACACCAGCAGCGUCAUUGCCUGCGAGGCGGCGAGUGCUUGGGAAGCUGCCCUGACCGUGUUUGCCGCUGCCCCCGACGCCUCCGGCGCCGUGGAUCGCGCUCUGCGUGCCGUAGGGGCGCACUCCUGGAGCACUGCUCUGGCGGUGAUCGACCAAGCGAAGGCCGCGGGCGUGGAGAGCUACGACCUGCGGGCGGCCGCCUCUGCCUGCAAGGCUUCGUGGCGCUCCAGCCUGGCGAUUUGGCCCAACCCGCAAGCCUACAGCGAAGGUCACUGCUGGCAGGCUGCUAUGGCGGCUCUGCGUGGGCCCGGAGCCGGCCUGGACGCAGCUGCAAGGGCAGAGUGUUGGCAAGCUGCGCUAGGCCUCCUGUUCGGCAUGGAAGCUGCUGGUGUGGAACCUUCUCCAGCAGAUCUGAAUUCGGUCGCAGUUGCUCUCGAGAACCAGGGCAUGCAGGAGCUGCUAAGUCCGCUGCUUCGGCGGGGCUUCCGCGGCCAGUGCCUGCGACGCAGGCCCUGGGCGCCGAGAAGCUUCCUGGAGGCCCGAGGCGCGGCUCCGCUCUCGCUGCGCCGGCUGCUGCGCGCCGCGGCGCGCCCGGCGCCGCGGGCGGCGCGGCUCCAGGCGCCCAGGGCGCGGCGGGGGCUGCGGCGGCGCCUGGAGGCGGCAAAGUGGGCGCCGCAGCCGCUGCCGUGGUGCGGGGACGGCUUUGCGGUGGAAGGCUCCGGGCUGCACGAGGCGCAUCUGUCGGGCGAGCUCUACUUCCAGGAGGCCACGUCCAUGUUGCCGCCGGCGGUCCUGGCUCAGGCCAUGGAUGCGCGGAAGCCAGGCGAGCAUCUUCAAGUCCUGGAUCUUUGUGCUGCGCCCGGCAGCAAGGCAACCCAGCUGGGCGCGUGGUUGCGAACAAGGUCUGGUGGUGGCUUGCUCAUUGCCAACGAGCCCAGCCAUGAGCGGGCGGACAAGCUCCGGACGAACCUGCUGCGGUCGGGCCUUGUGGAUGUGCUCGUGACGAGGACAGACGGCCAGGAGAUGGGCAACUUGGCGCCGGAAGCCUUCGAUGCCAUUCUGCUGGACGCCCCCUGCUCCUGUGAGGGCAAUGUGCGCAAGGAGCCCGUGGCCCUCCUCCGCGGCGCAGCUUCCUCCCGAGGGCCCAAGAACCCGCUCGUUCGCAAGCAAAGGGCCCUGCUGCAGAGCGCCUGGCGUGCCCUGAAAAGUGGAGGCGUCUUGGUCUACUCCACCUGCACCUUCGAUGCGUGGCAGAACCAGAAGCAGUGUGCAAAGUUUCUGGAGGCCCACAGGGAUGCUACCGCCCUGGAUGCCGACUUGCUGGGCGGCAGCAUGCUGCAAGUCUUGCCGCACCGCUGGGACACGGAAGGCUUCUUCGUGGCCGCUUUCCAGAAGCAUGUCUCCGGCGAACCGCGGCGCUCGAGGGCCGAGGCUACCAGCCUGCCGCCUGGAUUUCACCAGCUGAGCAAAGAGAAGGAGGAGGAGAUUGAGAGGCUGCACGCCAGGCUGCGCACGGUGUUUCCCAUGAGCCGGCUCGCAGAGCGCGGCGACGAGGUGUGGAUGCUGCCUUGCUUAGGCAGCCUUAGCUGCCUGUGGUCACGUUGCCGGGAGCCGGGGCUUCUGCUGACGAAAGGGGGGCAGGUCACCUCCGAGCUGCAGCUCGCAGCUCCCGAAGCCGCCGGCGGCGCGCCGCGCGCCGCGCGGGGCGCGCGGGGCUGGGCGAAGCUGCUGGCGGAUGUGGAGGGCAGCCUUUCCAUGCUGAAUGUGUACCUCGAGCUUUGCGCCAACGAGGGUGACAUUGCGGCUGCAGAAGAGAUGUACGAGAAGAUGGUGAGGCGCGGGCUGAAGCCGGACCACUCGUCACGGAGAAGUCUGGCAAAGGCCCGGCGGAGCAAGGAGCGAAAAAAGCCGAGGGCGGCCGACAGGGUUCAGGCUUCUGCUGGCUGCCAAGGCCAAUGUGGAGGAGAAGAGCAUCCAGGGUGA
Effrenium voratum is the source of this 3831-nucleotide messenger RNA. NCBI's taxonomy places the organism in Eukaryota, Dinophyceae, Suessiales, Symbiodiniaceae. The record is from the annotation of a GenBank genome assembly.